Molecule: messenger RNA, 3460 nt
Organism: Entelurus aequoreus (snake pipefish)
Lineage: Eukaryota; Metazoa; Chordata; Actinopteri; Syngnathiformes; Syngnathidae
Product: YTH domain-containing family protein 1-like
Exons: 6
Coding region: 419-2269 (616 amino acids)
Biological process (GO): mRNA destabilization
Cellular component (GO): cytoplasm
Molecular function (GO): mRNA binding; N6-methyladenosine-containing RNA reader activity
Source: RefSeq, a predicted model, not a curated record
CUAAAAUGGAAACAGUGACACUCAGUGGAAAGAAGGAGAACUGCAGUGGUGGCUGAAAGCCCGGAUGGAGCAGCCAUUGGGGAAGUACUGGGCUUUAACGUAACUGAAGAGGGCUCCUCUCUCACUGGAAUUAAAUCGUCAAAGUAACAGGCGACGAGGAACCGCAUUCCAGUUCCGCGACAUCCGUUCAUUGACUCGUUACCUUCGCUCGAAAACAAGCCAAAGGACUUAUUUGGGACAUUGUUCGAGCAAGUUUGUGACGGCGCACAGCGGCGCUGCUAGCUUGCUACUAGCCGACAUUGCUAACUGGAUCUGAGAAGUCCAGCUUGUGUCAACUUGCCUUCAAAUCACGGAGCUUGAGAUCCAGUCACAAGGUCAAGCUCGGUGAAAACAAAUCCAAGGACUUGCUUCAUGAAUUAUGUCUGCCGCAAGCAUUGACCCUCAGCGAUCAAAGGGACAAGCAUCCAAAGUGCAAAAUGGUUCGCUUCAUCAGAAAGAGACUGUCCAUGACAAUGACUUUGAGCCAUACCUCACUAGUCAAUCAACUCAGAACAACAGCUACCAGUCUAUCACCGAUCCUUACCUUUCCAGUUACUACGCUCCCUCCAUCGGCUUUCCGUACCCCCUCAGUGAGGCUCCUUGGUCCACAGGUGGGGACCCUCCAAUUCCAUACCUCACCCCUUACGGACCCUUGAGUAAUGGAGACCAUCAUUUCUUGCCGGACACAGUGUUUGGCCAGCCGGGUGGCCUUGGAAGCAGCAUUUACCCUCACAGGUUUAAUUUUUUCCCCGAAAACCCCGCCUUCUCUACUUGGGGCACAAGUGGCUCCCAGGGCCAGCAGACUCAAAGUUCAGCCUAUGGUGGCAGCUAUAGCUAUCCCCCUAGCUCUCUCGGGGGCACCCUGGUGCCCGAUGGUCAGACUGGCUUUCACAGUGACACACUCAACAAAGCCCCUGGUAUGAACAGCCUGGAGCAGGGCAUGGUUGGUUUGAAGAUUGGAGGGGAUGUCACUGGACCGGGGUCAGGAGUCAAGGCUGUAGGGUCAGUGAUUGGUGGGCCAGCUGUGGCAGCCACAGGGAAUGGGGCCACACCCAUUGGAAUGCCCCUGCCCAAACCCGCCUCUUGGGCUGCUAUUGCCAGCAAGCCUGCCAAGCCACAGCAACUAAAAGCUAAGGUAAAGCCAGGGUUGAUCAAUCCUGGGGGAGCUUUUCCUCCACCCCCAAUCAAACACAACAUGAACAUUGGCACCUGGGAAAAGGGUCCUGUAACUAAAGUUCCCACGGCCCCAGUGCAGCAGCAGCCUCUUGGUCUGCCUCACACCAUGCAACAUCAAGCCCCCAUGCAGCAAGGACCCAUGCAGCCUCCCCCUCCUCAGUCUUUGGUACAUCCUCAGAUGCAACCCAUGACCUUACAGCACCAGCCCCCCCAUCACCAGCAUCAUCAGUCACCUCCUCAGCCCUACCAAAACCACACCCAGCCACCACAACCCCAGACCCGAUGGGUGGCCCCACGAAACCGCAACCAAGGCUAUGGGCAGGGAAUCCUUAACCAUGACGGUAGUGGGAUGAUGGGUAUGGUCGGUAGCGGAAACUGUGGCCCCCAAGCCUGUGCCAGCCAGGGACCUGGUGGCGAGUCACAUCCAGUGCUGGAGAAGCUUCGAGCCUCCCACAGCUAUAACCCCAAGGACUUUGAAUGGAACCCGAAGAAUGGACGCGUUUUCAUCAUCAAGAGUUAUUCUGAGGACGACAUCCAUCGCUCCAUCAAGUACUCCAUCUGGUGCAGCACAGAGCACGGCAACAAGCGACUGGACUCAGCCUUCCGGGCAAUGAAUGGCAAAGGCCCCGUGUACUUGCUGUUCAGUGUCAAUGGCAGCGGUCAUUUUUGUGGCGUGGCGGAAAUGCGUUCACCAGUGGACUACGGCACCAGUGCUGGUGUUUGGGCACAGGACAAGUGGAAGGGCAAGUUUGACGUUGACUGGUUGUUCGUUAAGGAUGUGCCUAAUAGCCAGCUGCGCCAUAUUCGCCUGGAGAACAACGACAACAAGCCAGUGACUAACUCCCGUGACACCCAGGAAGUUCCGUUGGAGAAGGCCAAGCAGGUGCUCAAGAUCAUCGCCACCUACAAACACACCACAUCCAUCUUUGAUGACUUUUGUCACUAUGAGAAGAGGCAGGAAGAAGAAGAGGAGGUGCGCAAGACUUUUGAACCUACACCGAUACAGAGCCGCUCUCGGUUGGAUCAGGAGCGUCAAAACAGGAGUAAACAAUAGAGGACAUUUAUCUCUGGCGUGAUCAAGUUACACUAGGACUCGAUUGAUUUAAGAGAGAAGAAUAUGAAAUGCAAACAAGCUCUUUGUUUUUUUAAGUCAAUUCUGGGAAUUAUCUGCCAUCAGUGGGUUUGUCUUUUUUUUUACCCGUGUUCCCGCCCUGCCCCACCACUUGACACUUAUUAUGUGUUGUUGCAGGGGUUUACCAGCUGAUUCAAGUAAUAUUAAUUCCCACCACCCACUUUAAAAUACAUUUUUUAAUAUUUGUCUUACACUUCUCACCAUCCUAUACUUUCACCAGUCCUGCCCUCAUGCUCUCCUCUUCUCAACUGAAUCAGGGUUUGACUGCAUCAUGGAGAAAAAAAGUCUUGCCACUUUAUAUUUCAGUACAAUCAAGAAUGGCCAUGUCCUACCCCUAUUUGUCCACGAGGGGGCAGCAUUGCCAAGUUUUAGAGGUUUAACUGUGCCAAACAGGGUUGGAGCAUCCCAAAGGCAAUGUACAACUUGGAACUGAGCGAAAAUAAAACUUCAAUGAUUUAUCUAUUUUUCAUUCAGAUUGACAAAAUCUCUAUUUUUUGGCUUACUACUGACAACUUUCAUUUCAGAAGCUCAGUUUCUGGAGCCUGUGUGUUUUUUUCUGUAGUUUAUGAACUGCUAACACAGUGACACUGCUGGAGAAAUCAGGGAUAGUGUGACACCACACAAAACUAUAGAGACAAUUCAGAGGAAGACCUCUUGGGAAAGAAAUACAUCCUCCACAACCAGGACCGUCACCCUUUUAAAUCAUACAAUUGUACCCCUUUGCCUUGCUUUCUUUUCAUGAUUGUCUCCAAGGGUGCUUGUCUUGUUCAACCCAGUUUUAGAGGAAUGUGGCAUCCACUAAUUUAAAUUUUCAAAAUCAACAUAUUGUUGUGAUGUAAUUUGCUACAUCAGAUGAGUUGUUGCUCUGUAUUGUUCCACAAACAAAUAUUUCUCUUGUUUGCCACCAUUCUGUCUUAUUUCUCAUUUUUUGUUCCCCCCCUGAACUUGGAUUAAGUCUCAUGUUUGAUCGUAAUGCUAAGCUUUAAUGUAGGAGCCUAUAUAUUCAUGGAGAAAGCCUAAAAAUGUAUAACCUAAUAACUGUAACCGAUUUACUGUCGAGUAAGAACGUUUUGGUGGGUCAUUUGGUCUAUAACCUGAAUUGAUUGCAUAUGA